AUGGGCUGGUUACCCGGAGGAAACGCCACCACCCCGCGCGACACAUUCCAUCAGCUCUCCCCUUCCGCCAAACCCUCCGCCCACUCCGCUUCCGCGCACGUCAUCUCCUCCUUCCGCUGCACGCUCCCCGCCAUCGUGCUCGGCGCGCUUCUCUUCGGCAAUCUCCUCCUUUUCUCCGCCAACCCCCGCCUCUGGCCCGCCUGUCCGCCCGACCGCGACGCCGUUGACGCGCUCGUGCUUGCGGGGCUUCAGCCGCGCGGCGCCAGCGGGGGGGGGGGGGGGGGGGGGGCUACAGGCGGUAGGGCGCUACAGCCGUCCGUGUCGUUGGUAGUGGAACGGCCGGCAAAUGACGCGGGCGCUGCCGGCGGCGAGAGCGGCGCGGCGGGGGAAGCGACGGAAUGGUGGCGGAAAAAAGACAGCGCGUAUAGUCCGACUGGCGGAAAAGGUGGCGGCGGUACUCCCCCCCUGGCGUACGGCAUUCUCAGCGCGAAAAACGACAGCGCGCGCGCCGCGCGCCUCUUACUCGCCAUCUACCACCCGUUGAACCACUACGCGGCCCGCGUGGAUAUUGACGACCCGGAGGAAACUCUCGCGCUAAAGACAAAGAUCGCCGCCCACCCCGCGCUCUCGAGGCGCGCGAAUAUUGUCGUGAUUCCGGACCCCGAAGUAGUCACGUACCAGGGGUCGACGCUGCUGUCCGCGACGCUGCGCCUCGCGCAUGUGCAUAUAGCGAGCGGCGUGCAGUGGGACUGGUUUAUCAACCUGAGCGCCGCGGACUACCCGUUAAUGUCACAAGAUGACGCCCUCUCCCGCCCCCUGCUCCAUAUCUCACCCCCUCAUCCUCCUCACCCCCCUCACCCCACUCACCGCACUCACCCCCCCCAACCCCCCUCACCCCCCUCACCCCCCUCACUCCGCAACCCCCUCACCUCUCCAUCCCCACCCAACUCACUUUCACUCUCCUCACCCCGCUCAAACCCCCUCAUUCCCCUCACCCUCCUCACGAUCUCCCACCUCACUCUCACUCCCUCCUCUCCAGACAUGCUCUAUUUGUUUCCGCUCCUCCUCAUCCCUUCCGCAUGUGCGCAGACAUGCUCUAUCUCUUCUCGCACGUGGAUCGCAGCCUCUCUUUCAUGGACACAGCGUCGAGCACCGAUUCGAGUGAGUCGCCGCCUGGCCUCGUACGACUACCGGCAGCGUGCAGUGAACCUGGACAGGGAGCUCUUCCUUCCCCAACCCCCCACCCUCCCCACACUCUCCCCCCAUCCCUACCCCUUAAACUUUCUGCUCGCUUGCUACCGCGCAGUGAAGCAGGACAGGGCGCACAGAGAGCACACGCUCCCCAUACUCCUUCCCCCUCUUCCUCACAACUCCCCCCUCACCCCCCUCCUUCCUCCCCCCGCCCCCCCCACUCUCAUCCCCCACCCGUACCCAUUCUCUGCUCUGCUUUCCAGCUACCGGCAGCGUGCAGUGAAUCUGGACAGAGCGUUGUUCCAGGCGCACAGAGGGCACAAGCUCUUCUACUCAUUGCGCAAUCCCCCCUCUUUCCUUCCCCCUUAUGUCCCCUCCCCCACCAGCUACCGCCAGCGUGCAGUGAAUCUGGACAGAGCGCUGUUCCAGGCGCACAGAGGGCACAAGCUCAUGUGGGACGUGCGGCCUGCUGCCACUCGCUUCCACGUCUUCAUGGUCGGAUCCGCGUAUUCCCCCUCCUUCCCCAUUCACACCUCAACACUGCGCAGCCUGCAAUUGGAUCAAGGCGUCCUGCGCCCCUCACAGGCAGCCAUGAGCGCCCUGACAGUCAAUCUGUCCUCUCGCCUGGCCCCCAUUGCUUCUUAUUGGCUUGUCAUCCCCCUCCCCUCCCCUUCCCUCCCCUCCCCUCCCCUCCCCUCCCCUCCACUCCACUCCGCUCCCCUCCACUCCACUCCCCUCCUCUCCCCUCCCCUUCCCUCCCCACAUUCCGCACUGCAGGCUGCAACUGAUGGCCCGCCCCCUCUUCCCAUCCUCCCCCAUUCCGUCUGCUUCGUGUUGACUUGCCAUCUCUUCCACGCCCCUUUCACUUUCCUCCUGCUGCAACUGGAUCAAGGCAUCGUGUCCCUUUUUGCGCUACGUCCUAUGGGAGCCCGCCACUUGAACCCCCCCCUCCUCCCACAGAAGCCCACCACUCGUCCCUCAUCCACUAAUUCCUAUGGAAGCCCACCGCUUAAAUCCUCCUCGUCACCUUCCACCCCACUCACACCUCUCCAGGCUGCAACUGGAUCAAGGCGUCUCGUCCCUUCCUGCGAUACGUCCUAUGGGAGCCCUUCCUCCCCUCUCUACGGGAGUUCACCACCGGCACCCUACAUGCCAUGUCCCAUUCCCCCUCGCCCUCCCCACCGCACGCGCUCCAGGUUGCAACUGGAUCAAGGCGUCGCGCCCCUUCCUGCGAGACGUUUUAUGGUAGCCCACCAGCUGAACUCUCGGCUGUACCUUUCACCCCUUCACUCUGUCGCGUAA
This is a messenger RNA of Closterium sp. Naga37s-1, 2493 nucleotides long. Lineage: Eukaryota; Viridiplantae; Streptophyta; Zygnematophyceae; Desmidiales; Closteriaceae. The record is from the annotation of a GenBank genome assembly.